AUGAAUAAGCGGCAGUGUAUUAGGAAUUUUAAAAGUUUAGUUAAGAAAGGGAAUGUUCUCUAUGUAGAGGAGAAAGGGUAUGGUCAUUAUGUAGAGAAUAAAAAAUAUGGUCGUUAUGUAGAGAAUAAGGAGUAUGGCCGAUAUGCAGAGAAUAAAGAGUAUGGCCGAUAUGCAGAGAAUAAAGAAUAUGGCCGAUAUGCAGAGAAUAAAGAGUAUGGCCAAUAUGCAGAGAAUAAAGAAUAUGGUCGCUAUCCAGAGAAUAAAGAAUAUGGCCGCUAUUCAGAGAAUAAAGAGUAUGGCCAAUAUGCAGAGAAUAAAGAAUAUGGUCGCUAUCCAGAGAAUAAAAAAUAUGGCCGCUAUUCAGAGAAUAAAGAGUAUGGCCGAUAUGCAGAGAAUAAAAAGUAUGGUCGCUAUCCAGAGAAGGAAAAGAAUGGCCUCUUCCCGACGGAGGUAGCAUCAAAGGGGGGAAGAGAAAAUUAUCUUAGCUACCAAACGUUUUAUCUCUUUAGUAAAGGAAAAAAUGUGGACAUGUUAAAAUUGGGUAAAUCGAUGAGGACGAUGAAGCCUAGUAUGUAUCAUAAUAUGUUUGUCCUCAUAGGGAGGAAUUUAGAAUUAAAACAUCUUCCUCUCGUUUUAGAAAAGCAUAAUACAAAUAAGAUCAUAAGGAGUUGUUAUUCCUCUGUGCAUGGAGAGAACAGUAAUAGAAGGAAGAACAAACACAUAUGGUCUAACUACAAUUUUACCGAUAUGAUUAAAACAAAUUUAAAAAAUUAUAUAAUACUGUCAAGAAUGAAUAUCCCCACAGGGUUUUAUUUACUGUUUUAUUCAGCACUAUACGGAUACAUUUUAACAUACGACAUGAACAAUUUAAUUAUACAUAUUAAUAAUAAUUAUGAACUGAGAUGGGAAGCAAUAAAAGAAAUAGGGAAUAACAUUGCUCUUUUUCUAAUUGGGAGUAUUAAUAGUAGAAUAGUAGGUUGUAUUAUAAAUGAUUUGUUUGAUAGGAAAUUUGAUAAGCACGUCGAAAGAACAAAAAAUAGACCGUUAGCAAAUGAAACUAUGAGUAUUCGGACAGCUAUAACAUAUAUGUGUAUACAUGGAUGUAUAUCUCUUUUAACAUUAUUUCAAUUUGAUUACCAAACAGUAUGUACAGGUUUAAUAUCAACCAUUUUUAUUAUCACAUAUCCAUUAUUAAAGAGAAUUACAUAUUAUGCUCAGGUAUAUCUAUCUUUUACAUUUAAUCUUGGCUUCUUCAUAUCCUCAAGUAUUAAUAUAAAUUUAGUUGAAAAUAUACUUCCACUUACUUUAAGUUUUUUACCCUUAUGUUACUUAACUAUUAUAUAUGAUACAAUAUAUGCAUAUCAAGAUAAACAAGAUGACAUAAAAUUAAAUUUAAGAUCGUUAGCUAUAAAAUGGAAUAAGAAUACUUUAAAAAAUUCAAAAUUGUUGGCUUUACAUAUGACUUACUUAUUUUAUCUCUCUGCUUACCUCUUCAAUAUACACUACUCUUACUAUAUUCUAUCUACAUGUAACGUCCUCUAUUUAUAUUACAGUAUUAGUAAUAUUUCCAUAGAUGACAAACAGGAAUGUAUGAAUUUUUUUAAAAAGAGCAAAUACUUCUUACUUCUAAUCGCACUCUCAGCUUUAUUUGCAAAAAUGUGCGAACUGCACAAGAAGGAACUCCAUAGGGAAGGGGAUGGCAUCCAAGUAGGAGUAGAGGCAUAG
Plasmodium malariae is the source of this 1725-nucleotide messenger RNA. It is a transcript of the gene COQ2, whose product is annotated as para-hydroxybenzoate--polyprenyltransferase, putative. The record is from RefSeq and is a predicted model, not a curated record. Gene Ontology annotation, biological process: ubiquinone biosynthetic process. NCBI's taxonomy places the organism in Eukaryota, Apicomplexa, Aconoidasida, Haemosporida, Plasmodiidae. The coding region runs from base 1 to 1725 and encodes 574 amino acids. The transcript has a single exon. Gene Ontology annotation, cellular component: mitochondrial inner membrane. Gene Ontology annotation, molecular function: transferase activity, transferring alkyl or aryl (other than methyl) groups.